GGCUAAAAAAAAGUAUGGCGGAUAAACAAUCUCGAACGUACCGAAACGUACAAAAGGUUUCUCACAUGGAACAAGCUCCUUCCAAGCGACACGCCAUGGCGCAUAAAAAUGCAGACACGGCCGCUGACAAGGACGCAAAACGUGAAAACCGUCGUGCCAAACCGGAGCUGGUGCUGUACCGGCCCGGCAUGGGGCUGCUCCAAAAGAACCAGGUGGGCCGGCCGGACACUCCCUCCAAGCCCGGAACGCCCGGUGACGGAUUUCAGUGCACCACGGAAGAAAGUAUGUGCCAGCAGACGCCGCCCUCCGUCCGCGACCUCUCUCGGGGCAGCCGCUGCAAGCGUCCCGACCAGCCCAUGUACGUACCUAAGCACGUGAAGACCCCACCGGCAGACAGAUCCCAGACGGAAGUGACAGAUGACGUGUCAGAACCCAAGAGCUCGAGCUCUACGAAGUCGCCCUACCUCGACGGUCCUCCUCACGAGGAGCGGCCAGCGGCAGAAGAUGCGUCGGAGCGGCCGAACCGUAAUGGCCCCGGAAAACCGCGGCGGUUCGUCGGGGCCCAGCAAGUGGAUGGCGAUCCCCCAGAGAACUCUGCUUCGAGCGCGUCGAAAUCGCCGAGGCCCAUUGAGACCUGCUUGGCAAAGCCAAAGCAGAACGUCCCGCCCGUCGAGCCUGGGGGGUCAGCGGGGGACUGGGUUCGCGGCAAUGUGACGACUCCGCGAGAGGGGAGAACAGAGGCCGAGAGGUCGUCAGCGACCAACGGGAGGCGGAGUGGAGGGGACAGGGGUUCCGGGAGGCGGAGUGGAGGCGACCAUCGGCCCAAUGGGGUCACUGCAGAAGCUGGCGGCAGGAAGAGCUGGAGCGGCAGGGGUGACAAGGGUGGCCAGGAGCGGCCGCCCCACGACGCAUUCCCGAGACAGGACAGCCGACCCGCCGGACGGGCCGCGUCUCCCCGGCGUCGGAAGAGUGGCUCUGAGGAUGAGGCGGAAGACGACGGCAGGCGGAGGUCAUCCAAGAAGAAGUCGAAAAAGAAAAAAGGGAGGCCCAGGGAGGACCGGCCGAGGCGGCAGUCCGGACCGGCUCCGCACGACCCGGUCGUGCCGUCCGGGAGCGGCAGUGUCCCCGAAGAAGAGGACUGGGACGGAGACCUGAUGGUGGUGGAGUCUUCUGCGAGGACCUUCAGCCAGGAGGACCUGAGCCGGACGGCCGACAGGGACAAGGGAUCCCCGGCGGCAGUCCAUCCACACCGGCGGUCGCUGGGACACCGAAACAGAGACUCCUUCUCGGAAGAAGAGAAGGACGCGGGUGUCCUGCACGCUCCGGCGUACGUGGUGCCAGUCAUCAAGGACUGGAGCGUGGCAGUUGUGGAAGAGGAGGAGCGGCGCCUGUCGGCGGAGCGGGAGAGCGCUGACAACUCCAAGAGUGCCAAGGAGUCCUCCAACCGCCGUUCAUUGGCGCGGCUGGAGGUGAGGCGCAAGAACCGGAGGAAUGACAGCUUUAAGGCGGCGUCUCCACCGCCCAAAACUCCCCAGGAGUCUCAGGUUCCGCCCCGGUUCCAGAAGCGGAGCCCCCUUUCCGGCAGUGCUCCCGAGCCUGGUGUUAAGGGAGGCCUCAUUCGGAUCCCAUGUGACGUGACGCUGACACCAAAGCAGGCUUGUUUGACUGCGGCCAAAGGUCCGUUGGAGGACUGCGGCGCGGAGCGCGAGCCGGUCCCCUGCAACCCGAGCCAGGACAAGCCGCUGAUUGCGGUGAAGCCACAGCCCCACGUGGCCCUGGAGGUGACCCCCGGCAGGGCCGCCGUGCCCGCGAUGCCGGGCUUUGGGGUUCCCUACGGCGUGUCGCCCCCGAUGGUGUCUCCCCCGUACCUGGGACUGCCCCUGGGCCAGUACCCGUGCCACCUGCCGGCCCACGGAGCAUCCCCCGUCUUCCACGGCGACCAGAUCUUGCCCCUGGACGCCUACGGACGCAGUCGGAUGAAGCCUCUGGUUGAGAAGAAUCUGCACGAUGCUGCGCUCCUGGAGAGAGAAUUGAUGACGCAUCUGGCAAAAGGAAUUCAGAACAGCGACAUGAAGGCUAUGGGACACUGCAGGUGGAAGCUGCAGCUGCGCUACGAGAAUGUGAUCCUGGCUGACCCCCGCUAUUGUGCUGAGAAGAAUGUGGAGCACGCCCUCUGGAAGUCUGCCUUCUACCAGGGCAUCGAGACCUUUCGCAGAGUCAUGGAGGAGUGCCCAGACCUCCAGGAGGAAGCCAAGAUGCACCUGCUCAGCCUGGUCGACGAGGGGACCAUCUUCUACGAGAACCUUUUGGACAAGUUCCAGGAGACCUACGGCUUCAGCCUGAGUCAGUUUUUGGAGCCGGAAUCCGCGUCCGUGGGUGGCAUGGGGUCCGUGCCUGGGGUGGGGGGCACGGCGGGCCUGCCGGACUCGCUGCGGCUGGUGCUCAUCUCGGCCCAAAAGAUCUACAUUUGCCUCGGGGACCUGGCACGCUACCGGGAGCAGGCCAUGGGCACCACCAACUAUGGGCGCGCCAGGAGCUGGUACCUCAAGGCCCAGCAGAUUGCCCCCAAGAAUGGCCGCCCGUACAAUCAACUAGCUAUUCUCGCCCUCUAUGCCAGGAGAAAGCUGGAUGCCGUGUACUACUACAUGCGGAGCUUGGCAGCAAGCAACCCUUUCCUGACUGCCAGAGAAAGCCUGUUGGCACUGUUUGAUGAUGCACGGAAGAAGUACGAGCACCUGGAGAAGAAGCGUGGCGAGGAGGAAGGCCUCCUGAUGGAGGGGGAGCAGAGCCUCCUGCGGCGGCUGUCUGAGAUGGACCAGGAGCGGCUGGAGGUGUGGAUCCGACCGGAUGGGAGCACCUCCCACCGGAGCAGCCGCUCCAGUGACCUAGCCUCCCGGGAGUUGGACCAGCUGGCCCGGCUGAGCACCGUUGAGCUGAACAAGCGCUUCGUGCUCAGCUUCCUGCACGUCCACGGCAAGCUGUUCACCAGGGUCGGCAUGGAGACCUUCCCGGAGACAGCGCGGCGCAUGCUCCUGGAGCUGCGCUGCCUGCUGCAGCGGACGCCGGCCGCUGUGGGCUCGGUGCGCCACCUGCAGCUACUCUCCAUCAACAUGUUCACGGUGGCCAACACUUCCCUCAAGGACCGCACGCUGGACCCCCAGUGCCGCUCCCUGCUCCAAGAGCAAAGCCUGCAGGUUGCGCUCGCCCACGUAGCCAUCCUCCUGGAGCGGGCCACGGGCCUGGUGCUCCAAGGGCUCCAAACGGGCUCCUCCCCGUCCUCUUCCUCCUCCUCCUGCUCUCCGUCUUCCUCCCCGGGCUGCGGCGGGGUCCCCUCCCAGCUCUCGGAUGACCUGGCGGAGCUGCUGCCCUGCCUCAAGGUGUGGACGGACUGGAUGUCCUGCCAGAAGCGGCUGUGGUCGCCACCCCCGUCGCCGUGCGACUACGACACUGGCGUGAAGGGCAACGUCUGGACCACGCUGGCCGACUUCCUCACGGUGCUGCGCAGGCUGAACAUGGCCGACGUGCGCUUCUUCAAGGACCCCGCAGAGGACCGGGAGCUGGUGACGCUUCCGGAGGACGCCACGCUGGCGGGCUUUGUGCCACUGCUGGGCGCGCCCCAGGAGACCUUCUACGUGCAGUUGCCGUGCGACCGGGAGCGUGCGCGCAACCAGCUGCGCAUGAGCCGCGUCCAGUUCUUCGGGGACUACCUGUGUGGCAUUGCAACGCCCUACCUCGAGUUCAAUGUGGAGCGCAAGCGCUUCGUCUCCCUCAUCGCCACCUGCGACUCUGAGUCCGACUCGGAGCGGGAGAUCACCUACGACUCGUCGGAGGAGGAGCUGGGAGACUCCCUGGACGACCAAGAAGUCUCGCUCAAGUCCGGAGAGGAGGAGAAUGAGAUCCAGAAGCUGUGGUCCAAAAAGGAGCAGCUGCGCAGGGCCAAGGAGCAACGGGAGCGGCAGCAAGCCUGCGUACAGGCGGUGCUUCAGGAGCACCGGAGCAAGCAGGCGGCCAUGUUGGAGAUCCGGCCCCGGAACCUAGUGCCGGACACCAACUGCUUCAUCGACCACCUGCCGCUGCUGCAGAGGCUCGUCGCCGACGGACACUUUCAGGUCUUCGUGCCCAUCGUCGUGGUGAACGAGCUGUACGGCCUGGCCCGGGGCACCCGGCAGGGUCCGCACCAGAGCCCGGACCACUCACAAAAGGUGGCCCUGGCAGCCAGGGCAGCGGUGAGCUACCUGGAGGAGCGCUUCGACCACCGGGAGUCCAAGCUCAAGGCCAUCACCUCUAGGGGGUCCGUCAUGGACACCAUCAGCUUCCGCAGCGAGGACGUCACCGACAACAAGGGGACCAAUGACGACCUGAUUCUGGCCAGCUGUCUCCAUUUCUGCAAGGACCGCACCGAACACCUGCUUCCUAGGGAGCCAGAUGCCCCGGUGAAGCUGUACCGAGAGACUGUGCUCAUCACGGAGGACCGCAACCUGUGUGUGAAGGCCCUGACGCACCACGUGCCCGUCCGGGACCUGCCGGCCUUCCUCCGGUGGGCCAACAUCUCGUGAAGGGGGCGGCUUACGCACAGUGCAAGCGGCAACCUCGACGGCGGGGCCACAAGUGCCCCAGCGCGUGCUCACGCAAACACCAGUGCACCACCACCCUGCACCAGCAGCCGAACCUCGAACCACACGCGAAAGGGGUCUUCAUCCCUUGGUACCGGCACGCACCGGGCCCUGGCUUGCCCCCAGAGCCGGAGAACCAUCUUUCUCGAACAUCCGUUUGGGCCGAGCUGGGAUGAGAGAGGGAAAGAACAAUCACCCGGCUUGGAUUGAGAUGCCGCGGGGUGGCAGCUUCAGCCGUGGCACAGCGAAGAGGCGAGGGAAUGACCGAUGCGUCGGAACCAAAUUGUUUUUGCCUGCCUUUGGAAAAGAAAGGAAUAAUAAAUGCGGAUCCAGCACGUUUUUAGUCGGGCGCUCAUUUUGAGAAGCAAGAGCUCGAACAAAACUAGUUCCGCCAUAUUUGGUGUAACGAAACAAGCUAGGAAAGGUAUGAACCCUGUGCCAUUUAGAGUGCCUGGGUGCUGCGGAAUGUAGACAGGCACUUUGGUUAGCUACUGGCUAAUUUCGCCUCUCCUGGGAAGGUAAAAUUGAAUGCAGAGGGGCGUUUAUUUUUUAAGCAUGCCACUUGCCUUUGUGUGCUUUGAGAAGCUGCAAUAAGACGUGAAAAGUGUGGACUUCUCAUGUGUGAUUGGUUGCAGCUUGGCUGUUCUUCCCCGAGGGCACAACUCUAAGGACUUCCUUUACAGACGUUUGUUCCUCUUGGCCCCGUACCGCGACAGUGUCGCGUUGAUGGGGCUCUCAUUGUUCGUCGCCCAUUCAUACCGUUUGGCCUCUCAGACUACACCCAGCUGACUCGAAGCAGAUCUCCUGGGAGGCCCCGGACAGACGGCCAGUUUGAGGUUUUUUUGGGAGAUUUGUAUUAGAGUACCUCCAACCAGCUUCUCUUACCUCAUGUUGCAUUUGAACUCACCUGAAGCAUUAAGAAAGUCCACUUGAAGUACAUUUUUUUUUUUUUUUUAAGCAUCACUCGCAUUGUGCGGCGUAGUGUGAAAAUCAGAAAAAAUGUUAUUGAUCUCAUUUCAGUGAUGUGAAUGGGUGCUCUGAACACUCCUGGGUUAUGCAAGUGAUUGGCCACUGCUAUGACUUGAGGUGGCCUCAUGAAGCACGUGGGGAGGCUGCCUCCCUCUGUGCUAGAGUUCGAAGUGCGUACUUUAAACUGUGCUGCUUUUUGUAAUUGUUAUGUGGGAUUGUACACUAGUUUUCGUACAAUUUUAAUGUAUAGCCAUCUAUUUGUGGUGACGUUUACAGCUUUUGCAUUUGGUUUUUGCUCUGAUGUAAUGUUGGUUUUGGUUGUUUUGGUUGUGAUAUGACUGUAUAUCUAGAAACAAAGUACAUGAAGUUAUUGUUUGUGUUUGUUAGUGUUGACUUUGUCUUGCAUAGGUUCUAGCAAGCCCAGUAUCUGCAGCUAGAGCUACCUCGUGGCUUACUCUCUCUGCUCUGUAACCAUUGCAUAUAAUCUAUUAGCCUGGAACAUCCCUAGUGCUUUUUAACUACACUGGUACUCCGGUAUUUCUUCUUUUUGCUUGGCAAGCAGAUGCUCGAUUAUUGAAACCAAGGUAAUGUGGGAAGUUGCAUAUCUCUGAUUAUUAAAAAGGCACUGUAUAUCUGCCCGUCUGAGACACUUAUCUAUAAAGCUUUCAAUUGGCAAAACUGAGCAGAUCCUAUAUUUUUCUCAGAAACUCUAAAGAGCCCUGUUUUCUAACAGCAAAGCUUAAUUUCUCUGCUGUCUUACCCAGCAACAAGUAAUAUUCUCGGAUUAGGGCUACAUUCUUUCAUGGCAACAUGUUCGAUGGCUGGUCUGUCCUAUGCAUACCUGUAUUUUGUAGCUGGCAAAGAAUGCUUGACAUUGGUACAUUUAAUCUCAUGCUGUUGUCCACAAGGCUCAUAAGUACUGUUGAGAGUGACAGCAGCGAUUGCAAUAAUAUGGAUACAUUUAAGAAAUGUUGAGAGUACUUCCAGAUAUUUUAUAGUCCCCGUAGCAUCACUCUUGAGUGUGUUGAAACGUGACGAGUGGAAUUCGGCAAUAGACAAGGCUGUUCACGUUAACAAUCAUGCAUCAUAUUUGUUGUACAAAUAUCCCAAAGAAACGUGAAAAGAACUUGGUGAGGUACUUAUCAAGGAGGCAUGUUUACAAAUCCCCUGCAUUGAUACUCGUUCGAUGAUGGUCACUUGUAUUCUGUGUAGGGUAAGUGGUCUCAUGAUCGUUUAGGAGUGCUGGUUUCAAGCUUUGCUCUGGCUAGAUUUUUUUUUUUUUUUGCCUUUUUUCUUUGGAUGUAAGUUUUCACCUUGGCAUGUGUAGGAGGAGCUGGUGUUUUGUGUUUGACUUGUGGAAAGUGAACCCUGAGCACAUUAUGAAUGUCUGUGAAGGUCAUUAAAGUUGCAUCAGUUCUAUUAUGA
Messenger RNA from Ixodes scapularis (black-legged tick), 7007 nucleotides. Its product is annotated as telomerase-binding protein EST1A. Gene Ontology annotation, molecular function: telomerase RNA binding; protein binding; telomeric repeat DNA binding. Gene Ontology annotation, cellular component: telomerase holoenzyme complex. NCBI's taxonomy places the organism in Eukaryota, Metazoa, Arthropoda, Arachnida, Ixodida, Ixodidae. The record is from RefSeq and is a predicted model, not a curated record. Bases 15 to 4556 code for a protein of 1513 amino acids. The transcript has 14 exons. Gene Ontology annotation, biological process: nuclear-transcribed mRNA catabolic process, nonsense-mediated decay.